AUGAAUGUCAACGCAUCAGAUACUAUGGGCUCUACACCUCUUGACACCACCAGCAGUCUCCAAGAAGAUGGGCGGAUAUUCAUACCAUUCGAUGUCACAUUCUCUAUCGUGUUUGUUAGCAUCGGCAUGUCUUGUUUUGUCUGGCAGACUAUCGAAUCCGGUUGGAUAUUCCACAAGUCUCAUAAACCACUGCAUGGAAUUGUAUUUGCCCAGGCAUUUUUGGGCGUCGUGGUUACCUUUGUUACCCUGCUUACAUCCUUUGUAGAAAUAAGUUGCACAUUCAGACUACUAUUUUCUGUCGUUGGUGUGAAUCUAGGAGACUUCUGCCUUCAAUAUGUGUUAUUGUGCAAGGCGUACAUCGGAAAUCAGCGAUCAAAGAUCGUACUCUUUUUCGGAGCACUUCCUUUACUCGGUAUUCUUAUUGUCAUCAUACUCAACUUUACUCUCAGUCGAUCAGAAUCUUACUAUGACAAUGGUGUAUGCAUAACAAAUUAUCCAUUGUAUGGUGUCAUCAUUAAAACAGCCGUAGACAGUAUUUCAAAUACAAUGUUGUCUUAUUGGUUUAUUCUGGUAAUAUACCGUCAGUACAAGCUAUUUGGAACCAGUGUCCAAAAGACAUUAAUUGCAGAAGCAGGGUAUCUAUCAUCUUAUCUUAUUAUCAAGCAGUUAAAAUACGUAAAAGAAAGCCCAGAUGCCGAUAAUAGAGCAAGCGACGAAGAAAACCAAAGUAUCCGUAGCCGACUGAGACACGACUUUAUGGAACCUGAACGAGAUACCCUAUCUCUACACCUACCCUUUGACUCCACCGUCAAUUACAGUUUUACAAGCCGCCCAUCUUACGUUAUCCAAAAACACAGUGGAUUUACCGAAAAAUCAGUCAUUAAUACUACCACCAAUACCAAUACCAAUACCACCACAAUUGGGCAUGACAUCUGCCCACCCAGUCCUUUUAGUGUACAGUCACCUUUGGGUGAUACUAUUUCGGAAAUGUUAUUUUGCAGUCCUCGGACAAGUUCAAGGCGCCCUUUAGGCAGUGAGGGUACCUUUGGGUGGAGCCAAACAACUUUGCCUGACGAAGAAAACAAAGAUUCUCCCACCAGCUCUCCAAAAAAUCAACACCGAUUCGCAUGA
Molecule: messenger RNA, 1131 nt
Organism: Phycomyces blakesleeanus NRRL 1555(-)
Lineage: Eukaryota; Fungi; Mucoromycota; Mucoromycetes; Mucorales; Phycomycetaceae
Exons: 4
Coding region: 1-1131 (376 amino acids)
Source: RefSeq, a predicted model, not a curated record